Molecule: messenger RNA, 1168 nt
Organism: Pocillopora meandrina
Lineage: Eukaryota; Metazoa; Cnidaria; Anthozoa; Scleractinia; Pocilloporidae
Source: the annotation of a GenBank genome assembly
CGCUCUUAUUUUUGGAACUCCAAGCGUACACAAACCAAACUCCUGGACAAGGACGCCACUCUCACGCUUGAUACCGCUCUGCACAUCGCCCGGACCGAAGAGGCAACAAAUAAUCAAAUUAAGGAAAUUUCACCUGGUACCUCAACUCACGUUGACGUGUUAAAUUGCGGUCCUCCCAUCAGGCCCCGCGGCCCCAUUAUUCGUUUGUGUGGAUGUUGUGGCACCGAGCACGACAUUUCUGAGCGAUCCGUUUGCCCUGCCUAUGGCUCAAAAUGUGGUGUUUGUGGAAAAGAGAACCACUGGAGGAAAGUCUGUCGUUCAUCAAAGUCUGACAAAAAAGGGAAGACUAAGCAUGUUCGUCCAAAGCCUCCUAAAUCUCCAAAAGGGAAAUCUGAUAGGAAGAAGCAUUCCCAUAGCCUUGAAGCCCGUGAUUACAGGGAAGACAGCCCCCAAACAUCAGUUCCGGAGCAGCUAUACUUCCAUACCUUGUCAGUUAAUCAGGUCACCAAGAAUGACACUCAAGCCCUCCUAAAGCCCCCCAACAUCUGUUCCGGAUCAGCUAUACUUCCAUACCUUGUCAGUUAAUCAGGUCACCAAGAAUGACACGCAAGCCCACCUAAAGGUGGACGUGGUCUCGGAUUACUCUAAGAAACCGCUCUUGUGUAAGGUUGAUACUGGCGCUGAGGGAAACGUUAUCUCUCUGAGUAAGUACAAAUAACUCUUCCCAAAUGCAUCAUGUAACCCUGGUGGCAUUCCCAUUAGCCUCACACCAUCCAGCACCAUCAUCACUACGUUUGGUGGACAUACUGUUGGUCAUCAUGGCACAUGUGUACUUAAACUGAAUUAUGGUGGCUCCUGUAAACCAUGCCCAUUCCAUGUUGUUGAUGCUGAUGGCCCAACCAUACUAGGCCUACCAACAUGUACAUAUUUGAACUUGGUAACCAUGAAUUUCAGUAUCACGAACCAUGAAGGGGCUUCCAGGCCAAGCACCACACACCUAUCUGCGACCCAGAUCCAGCUGCUGAAGAGCAGGUGCUCAAACAGUUUAAGGAUUGCUUUGAAGGUGUUGGUUGCUUUCAGGGCGAAUAUCGCAUUACAGUUGAUCCUGCCGUUCCCCCAGUCGUGCACCCUCCACGAAGAGUUCCAGAGGCCCUCAGGGAGCCCUUGA